AUUAGUGUUAGUGCUAGUUUGCUUUCUGUGAUCAUGAGCGGAGUAUGGGUUUAUUUAAUUUGUAUAUAAAUGUAAUUUAAUAAUUUUUUUAUGUGUCGCGAUACGCGACACUUUAAUUAAUUGUCGGACUAGUGAUAUAUUAUUUAAAUUAAGUAGUAAAAAUUACAAUUAAUAACAAUGAAAGGUCUUCACAAUUGCAUCAAUUUCAUACUUUUACUAUACCUUUAUGGUAUCUGUACUACUCAGUUAUUAAUCAAUGUAAAAAAUCAAGGUGGAGACAUAUUUUUAGAAACAAUCACUUCAAAUGUCACUGAAGACGUGAUCACUCUCGAGUUUCAAAGGUCAGAUGGAACUCUAGUAACUCAACUUAUUGACUUCAGAAAUGAAGUUCAAAUUAUUAAAGUAUUGGUAUUAGGUGAAGAAGAACGGGGUCAAAACCAGUAUCAAGUCAUGUGUUUUGUCAAUCAUUUUUAUAAGAUGGAUUUUAUAUCAUCUGAUGCCAUGUCUAAGUUGAGACAAAAAAAUCCUGGAACAAUCAGAGUUGCUGAAGAAGAUAAAGGAUAUAUGAACUACACGAUGGACUUGUUUGUAGAUGUCUCAAAGUCACCAAUCAUUUCUAAGCAUGUCGCUACCUUUUGCUCAGACGCGUUAGAAACUACAUUUACGAGGAAUGAAGAUUUAAAGCAAUGGGUACAAAGACCUGGUACAUCUGAAUCGUUGCUCAUGGCUGCAGUUCAUAAUUUUACUUUAUCAUCUGUUCCACGUCACGGAGAAAAUACAACGAGGUCUACGUCGUUAACUAAAUGUGCCGACACAUCGAAUUUUCGGGCCUCAUGCUCGUGUUCACUAGAACUAUGCAUUGGUUGGUAUCCUUGUGGAUUGAAAUUUUGCAAAAGUAAAAAUGAUGGUAAGAAAGUAGCCUCUACAUACCGGUGUGGUAUAAAAACAUGUAAAAGAUAUUUUCUAUUCUCUUAUUAUUCUAAAAUGAAACAAAACUGUCUUUGGGAUGAAUGACACUUGUAGUAAGAGACCCAGCAUUAGUAAUGCUUCGUCAAAUGAUAAAAAUUCAUUUAAAAUAAUGCACAUUUAAUAAGAAAUGACUAGUGAUAAAAUCUUAUAAUGCAAUUAUUCAUAUAACAUAACAUUUAUAACCCAGCUCAUAUCGCUAUUUAUUUAUAAAUCAAUUUGUAAUAUUUUUUGCACUUUCCAUAUCUAUUAAUAUUUAUUAAGCAUAUCUCUAAUUUUUGUAGUGUAGUAUAGUAAUUAAUUAUAGUAGGUAAUUUUUAAUUAUAUCAAUAUUAUUUUGAUAGACUUGCAUUCUACUAAUAUUUGUAGAAUGCAAAAAAAUGAGAUUAAAUUUUUCCAUCAUUAAAUUAUUUCAUGAUAUUGGUAAAUUCCAUAUAAGACAUUCCGCAGUUCUGAAAAGUUUUCCGAAAAUUUUUAGGUGACAAGAAUUUAUCCGUACAGUACUAACGAAAAAGACUAAGUAAAUUAAAAAUAAUUUAGAUUUAAUAUUGGUCAGUCAAUAGCAAACAUUUUUUAUAAAAAGAUUGAUGUGAUGGUUAAUCUUUAAAUCCUUAUGAAAUACUUUUUUGCAAUAUUCAAAUAAUCUACAAUUAAUGGUAGCUAUAUGUAGUAAAGCCAUUAAUACAAGACUGGAGAAUCUGUCCAUUUACUCCAUAAUUGAAACAUAAAAUUAAUACCAGUGAAAAGAUUUUUUUGUUUUUUAAUAAUUGAUAUGAUACCAGUGAUGAUAAUUUUUUCAUAUCCAAUGAUGGAGAAAGAAUGAAUAAAGAUCAACUCGUUGACUUGUACAAGUUAAAAUUGAUUAAAAAUUCGUAGGAGUGAAUAAGGAAAACUAAUGAACAAAUAAAAGUGCUGAUAGAUUAUAAAUGACUAGUUAUAAUGAGGAAUGUAAAUAAAUGUGUACAUAGUUGCGAGAAUUAACGAACGAUUAGUUUUAAUAGGAAUGAAGCCCAAGUGAUCAAAUCAAUUUUAAUCUAUUAGUUAUACUCUUUUAAAAAUUUAAAUCUAUUUCUUUAUAAUAAUUUUUUUUAUACAUUUUUUUUUUUUAUAUUAGUAUAAAAAAAAUUAUAAUAAUGAAUGCCAUGUGUCGCCAUUAUGAACUGCAAAUGAGUAAUGGAUGAAUAUUAUAAAUACUAAUGUAAUAUGUAUGACUUUUUGUUUUACAUAUAACGUUGUAACUUAUAUACAUAUUUUUUUAUAUCACUUUAAUAAAAAUAAUUGAUACCUCA
This is a messenger RNA of Chelonus insularis, 2255 nucleotides long. It is a transcript of the gene oaf, whose product is annotated as out at first. The record is from RefSeq and is a predicted model, not a curated record. The transcript is spliced from 3 exons. NCBI's taxonomy places the organism in Eukaryota, Metazoa, Arthropoda, Insecta, Hymenoptera, Braconidae. The coding region runs from base 178 to 1014 and encodes 278 amino acids.